AGGCUGCCAACCAUCACGCGCAAAGCAUGUAGACGCAUAUGACCACCCAACAGCAUCUGCUCGAGCGCGCAUACGGCUUCUCACAUAAUGACGUGCUCAAACGCGCGACUGCGACAAGACUUAUCUACGCGCUGCAACCAGCCGCCGUGACCUUCAGCCAGCGAUUACCGCCACCAGACGAUCCUCAUGCUCGCAUACCAGCACACGCCGCAGGCGUGAAUGCCUUGACUGUCGACAGAUUCGAAGGAAGAUACCUGCUCUCGGGUGGCGCAGACUCAUCGAUUGCGAUAUGGGACCUCGAAGCCGAAACCGCCAGCACAGAGAGCGGAGAGGCGUACCUCCCUCUCUCAGCUCUGAGCAAGACAACAAAGGAGCAUAAGCUAGGCAUCACGCAGCUCAGCUUCUACCCCUUUGACUCGCUCGCCUUCCUCACAUCCUCGUACGACCACACAGUUAAGCUCUACUCCAGCGAGAGCCUCGAAGUCUCGGCCUCGUUCGACCUCGACGCUGCCGUCUACAACAUCGCUCUCUCGCCGAUCGCCUCACAUCUUCUCAUUGCCUGCGCGACCCAAGGCCCAAACGUCCGCUUGAUAGAUCUGCGCUCAGGUGCGACGACACACAGUCUUGCCGGACACUUAGGCGCUGUGCUGUCCACAGCCUGGAGCCCCGUGACCGAUCACCUCCUAGCCUCGGGUGCCACAGACGGUACGGUACGCUUCUGGGACAUCCGGCGCAGCGUUGGGUCUCUGGGCUCGCUGGACCUGGAAGACUCGGUAGGCCGAGCCGGCGCACACACGCACUCAUACUUGCACGCUUCAGGCCAAGGACAAGCGCAUCGCGGCGCAGUAAACGGGUUGGUAUGGACAGAAGACGGGAAACACUUGGUGAGCACCGGCCACGACCAGCGGAUCCGUGUAUGGGACACUUUGUCGUACGCCAACACACUCGCGAACUUCGGGCCCGUGGUCAAGAACAGUGGUCUCGCGCCUGUCAUGCCCGUUCUACCACCUAGACACCACUUCGCCGCACACGCGGAGACGAUGUUCUACCCGAGUGAGCACGAGAUUUUGUUCUAUGAGUUAUUUGAUGGCAAGCUCCUGCGACGCAUGAAGCGCCCUGAAGUUGCGAAGCGCGCUGCUGAUGCGCCUGCUGGCGGUGCAAAUGGCAACGCCAAGGGCCAGAGCAAUCGCAAAGAUCGCAUUACGAGUCUGACGUGGCGUGCGCAUGAUGUAGAGGUGUACUCUGCGCACGCCGACGGGAGUAUCUGUGCAUGGAAACCUCGGACAGACGAGGACGUUGACGCAGACGAGGACGAACGAAUCGAAGAAGAACAGAGGGACGAGGGCAGGAAGAGGAAGAGAGACGUGCUGGAUGAUAUAUAUGCUGGUCUGACGAAGAAGACUAUAACCUUUGGAAACAUGGGUCUGUAGCAGCGGCAGAUCAAAUGCUGUCCAUGAUAGACUGUGUAUGGUGAUUGUUUAAGACCCAUGCCGGUAGACGUGCAGAUACACACUGUCUUCCCCCAUGUCCACAUCCCCAGGAAGCGGAUACUCGAACAGGGCCGUCUCCGCGAAGCCAGCUUCCUUCAUAAGACCAAAGAACACGCGUUCACUGUCAUGUCUCAUCUUCAUCGCUAUCCCAACAACAACAUCCUUGUUCAAGUCUGCCAGUCGACGCAAAGUACUGACAAGUGCAGGGCUGCUGUCUGAAUUAUACGUGCAAUCCGCCGC
Messenger RNA from Didymella exigua CBS 183.55, 1730 nucleotides. RefSeq names its product WD40 repeat-like protein. NCBI's taxonomy places the organism in Eukaryota, Fungi, Ascomycota, Dothideomycetes, Pleosporales, Didymellaceae. Gene Ontology annotation, molecular function: protein binding. The record is from RefSeq and is a predicted model, not a curated record. The coding region runs from base 39 to 1430 and encodes 463 amino acids. The transcript is spliced from 2 exons. Gene Ontology annotation, cellular component: nucleotide-excision repair complex; Cul4A-RING E3 ubiquitin ligase complex. Gene Ontology annotation, biological process: proteasome-mediated ubiquitin-dependent protein catabolic process; protein polyubiquitination; transcription-coupled nucleotide-excision repair.